AUUAUCUGCAAAUGAAGUUUGGCCUGGUCAUAUGUGCUUGUGGAAAUGGGCCUUAGCGGCAAUUUCCUCUAGCCAUCAUAAUAUAUUUAGUGGUCCGAUUCUUGAGAACCCGAGGAUUCCCACAAAUGAACUGUUAGGAUUAGUGGCUGAACGGCAGAAGUCUUCUAUCUCGUCUAUUCCAGUGUUAGCAUUUGCCUUUCAACACUUGUAAUGUGGAGUUCUCCACUGAUCCAUAGCAGCUGAAUAGUACCUAGUAUAGGAUUAGUAUCAGGUUGUAGGGUUUCAGGCUCCAUUUGCAGAUCUAAAUGGUGACGAAAGAGGCAAAAGGAACGGCGUCAAUGGAUCUUCCGGCGACGACGUCAACGGCGACUCUGCAAUCGGCCUUGAAGUCACUGAAGCUGAAGACGAAGCAGAAGGAGUUGUUGCUUCGGGUGACGAUCUUGUGUUUGGUGUACGUCCUGGCAUUCAUCACGCGCCUCUUCAGUGUGUUGAGGUACGAGAGCAUGAUCCACGAAUUCGAUCCGUACUUUAAUUACCGGACCACCCUUUUCCUCACUGAGAAGGGAUUCUAUGAGUUCUGGAACUGGUUUGACUCCGAGAGUUGGUAUCCGCUCGGCCGUAUAAUAGGCGGCACGCUUUACCCGGGUCUCAUGGUCACUGCUGCCCUCAUUUAUUGGACCAUUAAGUUCCUCAGGUUCGCAGUUCACAUUCGUGAAGUCUGCGUGCUACUUGCUCCAUUUUUUGCUUCCAACACCACUAUCGUGGCGUACUUCUUUGGGAAGGAGUUAUGGGAUUCUGGUGCUGGACUUGUAGCCGCAGCAUUAAUUGCUAUUUGUCCAGGCUACAUUUCACGGUCUGUGGCGGGAUCAUAUGAUAAUGAGGGGGUUGCUAUUUUUGCCCUUUUGCUCACUUUCUAUUUAUUUGUCAAGGCAGUAAAUACAGGCUCACUUGCCUGGUCUCUUGCCUCAGCCUUUGGGUACUUCUACAUGGUCUCAGCUUGGGGUGGCUAUGUCUUCAUCAUUAAUUUAGUCCCGCUCUAUGUAUUGGUUCUCUUGAUUACUGGGAGAUAUUCAAUGAGGCUAUAUGUAGCUUACAAUUGCAUGUAUAUUUUAGGAAUGUUGCUAGCAAUGCAGAUUCGUUUUGUGGGUUUUCAGCAUGUACAAUCCGGUGAGCAUAUGGCUGCAAUGGGGGUGUUUUUCUUACUUCAGGUAUUUUACUUCUUGGAAUGGGUGAAGCACCAAUUGAAUGACAAAAAGCUGUUUCAAGCUUUCCUGAGAAUUACCGUGACUACUGCAGUAGGUUUGGGUGCUAUUGCACUUGGAGUUGGAACUGCUUCUGGAUAUAUCUCUCCAUGGACUGGUCGUUUUUACUCUCUCCUGGAUCCAACUUAUGCAAAAGACCACAUACCUAUAAUUGCAUCGGUAUCUGAGCAUCAGCCCACAGCAUGGUCAUCUUUUAUGUUUGAUUUCCACAUAUUACUUAUACUCUUCCCAGCUGGACUCUAUUUCUGCUUCAAACGGUUGUCAGAUGCCACAAUUUUCAUAGUGAUGUAUGGUCUUACUAGCAUGUACUUUGCUGGAGUCAUGGUCCGAUUAAUUCUUGUUGCCACACCUGCUGUAUGCCUUAUCAGUGCAAUUGCAGUCUCUGCCACUGUUAAAAAUUUGACUCAACUAAUCAGGGCUAAACCAAAAGUUGCUCUUCAUGGUGGUUCUGGAAAAGGAACAGCCAGUGGAAAGGCUUCAUCAAAGGCCUCGCUUGAUCAAUCUCUGCCUUACCAAAGAAAUGGUGCAAUUGCAUUGCUAUUUGGUGCUGUUUAUUUGUUGAGUAGAUAUGCAAUCCAUUGCACAUGGGUGACGUCAGAGGCAUAUUCAUCUCCCUCGAUUGUUUUAGCUGCAAGGGGGGCUCAUGGAAAUAGGAUCAUCUUUGAUGAUUACCGUGAAGCAUACUUUUGGUUGAGACAGAACACUCCUCAAGAUGCCAAGGUGAUGUCUUGGUGGGAUUAUGGUUAUCAGAUCACUGCAAUGGGAAACAGAACCGUAAUUGUUGACAACAACACGUGGAACAACACACAUAUUGCUACGGUUGGACGGGCAAUGUCAUCUUAUGAGGAUGAAGCUUAUGAAAUAAUGAGGUCUUUGGAUGUUGAUUAUGUUUUGGUUGUUUUUGGAGGUCUCACUGGGUAUUCAUCCGACGAUAUAAACAAGUUUCUAUGGAUGGUAAGAAUCGGAGGAGGAGUGUUUCCAAUUAUAAAGGAACCAGAUUAUCUUGUGAAUGGAGAGUAUCGGGUAGACAAAGGUGCUUCUCCCAAGAUGUUGAAUUGCCUCAUGUACAAGCUUUGUUAUUAUCGCUUUGGUGAGCUGACUACAGAAUAUGGCAAGCCUACAGGAUAUGACCGGGCAAGAGGAGUUGAAAUUGGAAAUAAGGACAUAAAGCUUGAAUACUUGGAAGAGGCGUUCACUACAUCAAAUUGGAUUGUCAGGAUUUACAAAGUUAAACCACCUAAAAAUAGGUGGUAGUUUGCUCCUUAGGAUCCACCCAACCACCCGAAGAUGGUGGAAAAUAGGGAAAAACAUAUUAUAAUCUGCGGGACGUGUCAUACCAGUUUCUGAGGCUUUUUUAGAGUAAAGUAUUAGAUAGAUUAAAUGUUCUUUUUCUUUUGUGACAAUUAAAUAUCUAAUAUCCAGAGACUCCUUUUUGCAGGCAAAUAGUGGUGUUUGUUACUUUGUACUAAUUUUGUACUUUCCCUUGACUUUGAAUAAUAAUUUCUACCUUAGACGUGUUGAUCUUGCAUUGUGGUGAAUCUCUCACGUCAUUCCGCAACUCAUUAAGGAUUUUUUACUGAGUUCGCAAAUCGCCAAAUUGUUUCUUCCUUGC
Cuscuta europaea is the source of this 2874-nucleotide messenger RNA. The record is from the annotation of a GenBank genome assembly. NCBI's taxonomy places the organism in Eukaryota, Viridiplantae, Streptophyta, Magnoliopsida, Solanales, Convolvulaceae.